GGUGUGCUAUCAUACAGUGCCUUAUAAUUCUUGUUAUACAAGGAUAUACAUGUGUUUGAUAAUUAUAAAUUGAAGAACUAAUGCAUAAAUAAUAAAACAGGAUUGAAAAAAAAUUGAUACAGAGAGGAAACUGUUGAAAAAGUGUUGAAUUUAGUUUAUGUAUUAAAAGAAAAAGAACCAUCAACUUGGAAUAAUUUUCUACUUUGUUUCAAACAAAAAUGACAUUUUAGGCAUUUUAUACAUUCAGGCAAUUUAUACAGUUUUUGCUUUGAUGUUUUAUAAGUGUAAAGAUAGAAGAUAAGACAAUGACUGGGAUAGGCUGGAUGACUUUAUAUUGAAGUAUGCCUCCUACCAGUAUAGUGUGUAUCCCAGAUAUCUCUGAUGAGGUAUGUAUAGUGUGUAUCCCAGAUAUCUCUGAUGAGGUAUCUAAGGAGGGGAGAGUACAGAUUGACUUCCUACUUCCUAAUGGUAUGUUUAUACAGCUCAUUGUUGACUUCCACAAACCACUCGAUCUACUCAAACAGACAUUAUGGGAGUCGGCAAGGAAGUUCCCAUUGUUUGGAAAAUUGAAGGGGAAAGAUAACUACUUCUUUGAAUACCUCAACAGAAAUGGAGAAAGGGAAGAGGUUAUGGAUGAAAGUCUCCGCCUUAGUGAAAUACGACCAAUUGGAAAGUUUCUCCGCCUCCAGGAACGACAUGAUGAUGAAGGACACCAGACCAUUGACAGACAGAUCUCAAGCCUUUUAGGCAGUAAACUUACCAUGGAAAUGCAUGCAAUGCCACGGAUAGAGGUUGAUGACUUCAGGAAAAGGAUGUUCGAUUUUGCACUCAGUAAAGUGCCACAACAAAAUGAUUUCCAGGCUGUGUUUGAGAACAAGCACCCACUACAACUACGUAGUUCUGAUCACCUACCAGAUGAGCUGAUGAAGAAGUUGAACAAUGGUUAUCUAGUUGUGUCAGUCAGGAUACAAGAAGCAAAGACAAAGUUCCUGAUCCAGUCCCAUGUAAAGGAGAGUCCAGAGAUGAUUAUAGACAAUGCUGUAUGCAAGUGGCAUAAUCGGUCUGUGAGAAACUUUUACGAUUAUGUACUCAAAGUUGUUGGUCAAGAAGACUACUUGUAUGGUAAAACUGCUCUACAACAAUUCAAGUAUGUAUAUAGCUGUAUUCAACGUAACAUGGCCCCAGAGUUCUGGUUAGUCAACAGAAAAAGUAUCCUCUCUGUUGAUCCAAGUUCAAGACAAAGACCACUACCAAAAUUACCUCAAUACCACAUGUUGAACAAACACCAGGACGCCCUGGUCUGGGACAUUGAGGACUGCUUCGAGUUCCAGGUGAAGGGUAUACAAAAUGUGGAAAUCACUUCUGACCAAGUUAGAGAUAACAUUGAUAAGGUGAAACUGUUUGUUGGGUUAUACCAUGGCAGUGAUGUACUUGGUGAUGUGAAAACAACAGCAGAAAUGCCUGUUAUAUAUGGUAACUGUAACAUCGGUGCAACAUUGACCUUUGACCUCCAGGUGAAAGAUGUUCAGACUGCAAGCAGACUAUGUUUUACCCUACACGGACGGAUGAGAGGGGCCAAGAGUUUGAAUCCAAUAGCUUGGGUAAACAUUCCAGUAUUUGACUUCCGAUCUCGACUGUUAGUAGGAGAACAUAAGUUAGCUAUGUGGCCUGUCACAGCGGAGUUACAACUUGAAGAAACAGGAUGCUAUCCACUAGGAAGUGUGUCAUUGAACCCUCAUAACACGAUCAUGCUAACUGUCUACUUCUCCGAUUAUAACAGAAAUCCACCUAUUGUGUUCCCCUCUGAUGAAAAGAUCAAUGAAUGUGCUGCUGAGAAUAUGGAGAUGCCUGCUGCACCAGGACAUCCUGACUGGCACCCACCAAGGAAAAUGGUAGAACAGCUAGAUGAUAUACUGAACUCGCGACAGUGGGACUGUCUGCAUGAACAGGAUAAGGAACUGGUGUGGAUAAUGAGGGUAGAGAUACGUGAGAAAAAUGCCCAUGCCUUGCCGCUUGUCUUGAAGUCUGUGAAAUGGAAUAAUCACAUAGAUGUUGCAAAGAUGCAGAUAUUGUUGAGCUCGUGGAGACAGAAGAUUCCUGUAGAUCAUGCUUUAGAGUUACUAGACUUCAAUUUCCCAGAUAAAAAUGUUCGAAGAUAUGCAGUGGAUUGUUUACAAGAUCUCAGUGAUGAUGAAGUGUCUCUGUAUUUACUGCAACUCGUACAAGCCCUCAAAUACGAGAACUACCUGUACUGCCCGCUAGCAGAGUUUCUUCUUGAACGAGCACUCAGAAAUCAACAUAUCGGCCAACAGCUGUUCUGGCUGUUAAAGUCAGAAUUGCACAACCCAAUAGUUACAGUGAGAUUUGGUUUAUUGCUGGAGACGUACCUGAAGGCCAGUCCAGAUCAUCUCAAUGUGUUAUACAAGCAGUUUGAUGCACUCAAUAAACUGAACGCUUUAAGCCAGCUCAUCAAAUCAGAGAGCAAAAGUGUCUCCAAAGAUGAGAAAGUCAUGGAGCAAGCUCGUGUGAACAUGAGGAUAAUUUUAGCACAGAAAUCCUACCAGGAGAAAUUGUCUUUUCUAAAUAGUCCACUGACACCUCUAUAUAGACUCAAAGAUUUAAGCACAGAGCAAUGUAAAUUUAUGGACUCUAAGAAGCGCCCUCUAUAUCUUGUGUGGUCAAAUGAAGAUGAGGAAGGUCAAGAAAUCCACAUUAUCUACAAAAAUGGUGAUGAUCUACGACAAGAUAUGUUAACUUUACAGAUGCUUCAAGUCAUGGAUAGUAUUUGGCAGGCAGAGGGUUUAGAUCUAAGGAUAAAUGCAUACGGAUGUGUAGCUACUGGAUUUGAACAAGGUAUGAUAGAGGUUGUGCGUCGUUCAGCCACUCUUGCCAAGAUACAAAAGCUUGGAAAUAAAGGUGCAUUUGACAAGAAGACCCUGUAUGACUGGUUGAAAGACAAAAACAGGAAGGAUACAGAGUUAGAAACAGCCAUAGAGGAAUUCACAUUAUCUUGUGCUGGGUACACGGUGGCUACAUACGUACUUGGUAUUGGCGACAGACACAAUGAUAAUAUUAUGCUCAAAGAAACAGGACAGUUAUUCCAUAUAGAUUUUGGCCAUUUUCUUGGAAACUUCAAGUCAAAGUUUGGUUUCAAAAGAGAACGUGUACCAUUUGUACUCACUCCACAUUUCCAGUAUGUGAUAACCAAAGGGGAAUCAGAGAAAGAGAAUUACAAAAAGUUUGAAAACUACUGUGUGAUGGCAUACUUAGCUUUGCGACGUCGUGGACAUCUUAUGAUCCGAUUGUUCAUGAUGAUGCUGAUGUCUGGAAUACCGCAGUUAACCUCUGUCAAUGAUCUGGACUACCUAAAAGAAACUUUAGCACUUGACCUCAAGGAUGAUGCUGCAAUAAAACAGUUUAAGAGUAAAAUGAAUGAAGCUCUCAAUUCACGAUCUACUCAGUUUAACUGGAUGGUUCAUUUAAUGGCCCACUAGUAACAGGUCCACAGUAAAUUGAACAAAGUUCUCAAAUCAAGAUCAGCCAAGUUAAACUUGAUUGUGUACAAGAAUAGAUAGAAAAGUGAACUAAAUGUUAUAUUCAGUAGCCCAUAAGGUACAGCAGUAAUGUUUGAUAGAUUCACUAUUGUAGGUCAUAUCCAUGAUGAUUAUUACCUUAUUAUGACACGUAAAUAUGAGCCGUGCCAUGAGAAAACCAACAUAGU
This is a messenger RNA of Mercenaria mercenaria, 3721 nucleotides long. Its product is annotated as phosphatidylinositol 4,5-bisphosphate 3-kinase catalytic subunit beta isoform-like. Gene Ontology annotation, biological process: phosphatidylinositol 3-kinase/protein kinase B signal transduction; phosphatidylinositol-3-phosphate biosynthetic process; cell migration. Gene Ontology annotation, cellular component: cytoplasm; phosphatidylinositol 3-kinase complex; plasma membrane. The transcript is spliced from 25 exons. Lineage: Eukaryota; Metazoa; Mollusca; Bivalvia; Venerida; Veneridae. The record is from RefSeq and is a predicted model, not a curated record. Gene Ontology annotation, molecular function: 1-phosphatidylinositol-3-kinase activity; 1-phosphatidylinositol-4-phosphate 3-kinase activity. Bases 342 to 3494 code for a protein of 1050 amino acids.